ACGUGAAUGCAGCACUCCUGGCAGUUUCUGUGCGCUUGCAGCAGCGGUCCAGUCAGCACGGCCUGAAAACAGCACAUAACGGGUCAAUGGCCGUGGAUCUGAACCAGUGGUCCGGGCCUCUCGCCUUGCAGGAGGUGGAGGAAAAACCUGGAAAACCUCUGACGGUUAAAUACGGCUCUGUGGAGAUAGACGAGCUCGGAAAAGUGCUCACUCCAACGCAGGUGCAGAGUCGACCCACCUGUAUCGAGUGGGAAGGAAGUGACCCCAGUAAACUGUACACCUUGGCCCUGACCGAUCCAGAUGCCCCCAGCAGGAAAGAUCCCAAAUUUAGGGAGUGGCACCACUUUUUGGUGGUCAACAUGAAGGGGAAUGAUGUGUCCUCUGGCUAUGUCAUGUCUGACUAUGUUGGCUCAGGUCCUCCCAAGGGCACAGGUCUGCACAGAUAUGUGUGGCUGGUGUACGAGCAGCCGGGCAGCCUGUCCUGCUCUGAGACCGUUCUCACCAACCGCUCUGGAGAUGGUCGCGGCAAGUUCAAGCUCCAGACUUUCAGAAAGAAGUACAACCUGGGAGCCCCAGUGGCAGGUACCUGUUACCAGGCUGAGUGGGACAACUAUGUGCCUGAACUUUACAAGCAGCUGGCUGGAAAAUAAGAGGCAAAGACUCAAAGAAAGUGUGUUUAGCAGCAGAAAAAUCCCACUGGUCUCAUCCACUGGAAAUGUUCUGUCAUUUAAGAAAAAAGUUAAGUUUUGUGCCACUGUAACAUGUUUAUUCAUGUUUUCACUUUUAUGCAUGCUGUUAUAAGAAUGACACUUUCUCAAAGUAAAGUAACCUGUUCUACCCUGCAAUAAACUGUUUAAACAUCA
Molecule: messenger RNA, 863 nt
Organism: Girardinichthys multiradiatus
Lineage: Eukaryota; Metazoa; Chordata; Actinopteri; Cyprinodontiformes; Goodeidae
Gene: pebp1
Product: phosphatidylethanolamine binding protein 1
Exons: 4
Coding region: 87-650 (187 amino acids)
Biological process (GO): negative regulation of MAPK cascade
Source: RefSeq, a predicted model, not a curated record